Messenger RNA from Dissoconium aciculare CBS 342.82, 1887 nucleotides. RefSeq names its product tripeptidyl-peptidase 1 precursor. Gene Ontology annotation, molecular function: tripeptidyl-peptidase activity; serine-type endopeptidase activity. The transcript has 4 exons. NCBI's taxonomy places the organism in Eukaryota, Fungi, Ascomycota, Dothideomycetes, Mycosphaerellales, Dissoconiaceae. The record is from RefSeq and is a predicted model, not a curated record. Bases 1 to 1887 code for a protein of 628 amino acids. Gene Ontology annotation, biological process: proteolysis.
AUGUUGUACUCGCAACUCGCCGUCGCUAUCCUUGCCAUCGGUACCGCCAAUGCCUUGCCUUCUGCAGCGGCAUCCAAGUAUGCUGUCAAGGAGCGCCACAUUGUCCCACGCGCCUGGACCAGUAUUGGCUCUGCCCCUGCCGAAGAAAAGAUUCAUCUUCAGAUUGGUCUGAGACAAGCACAACAAGGCCUCAUCGAACAGCACCUCCUCGAGGUUUCUGACCCAGAGCAUCCCCGUUAUGGCCAGCAUCUCUCGCAUGACGAGGUCAAUGCCAUCGUCGCGCCCGCCGAUGAGUCAGUCAGCCUGGUCAGCAGCUGGUUGGAGGAGGCUGGCAUCUCAGACGCCACAUUCACCGCCGCCAAGGACUGGGUUCACGUGGUGAUCCCCAUUGGAAAAGCAGAGGAAUUGCUUCAGACCAAGUACGAGAAGUACCGCCACCGUGAUGGUGCGACUGUGUCUCGUGCCAAAGAGUGGUCACUGCCGCUCCACCUGCACGAACACAUUGAUGUUGUGCAACCGACGACUUCCUUCUUCCGUCCACGGCGUGAGUUGAAGACGAUCGAGUCGGUGAGCGAACCGGUCGCGGAGCCGUAUUGGAAAGCAUACGGCGACGCAAAAGUUGCAGAAUCAGGCCCAUCACCCAGCACAAUCGCCGCUAUCUGCAAUGAGACCAUCACAACCCCCGAGUGCAUCCGGACUUUGUACGGCACCAUCAAUUACCAGCCAAAGGCCGCCGGAAAGAAUGCCAUGGCUCUUGCCAACUAUCUCAAUGAGACCAACAAGCGUUCGGACACCCUGAAAUUCCUGCAACUGUAUCGCCCGGAUGCGGCAGAAUCUGCCAAUGAGUUCAAAAUCAUCACAAUCGCAGGUGCACCAGACAACCAAGGUCCAUAUACCGCAGCUGAGCUUGCAGCUGGCACCAACAUCGAGGGUAAUCUCGAUGUUCAGCAGAUGCUGAGCAUUGGCUACCCGAUUCCCUUGACCGCAUACAGCACCGGCGGCAGCCCGCCCUUCUCCCCGACUCCAUUGGACACCGAAAAUACAAACGAGCCAUACCUCGUCUUCUUGAACUACAUCUUGGCUCAAAAGACCAUUCCGCAGGUGCUCUCGUCGAGUUACGGUGAUGACGAACAGACGGUACCGUUGUCUUACGCGGAUCGCGUGUGCUCUGGAUUUGCUCAACUCGGCGCGCGUGGGGUGUCGGUGUUCUUCAGCUCCGGAGAUGAUGGUGUUGGGAAGAAUGGCACUUGCUUUCUUGAGCAACAGGGGGGCAAGCCCGGCUUCACUCCCGACUUCCCAACAGGUUGUCCUUGGGUGACUUCGGUUGGUGGUACCAAGUCAUUCCAACCCGAGGUAGCUGUUUCCCGAUUCGGCUCUGGUGCUGGUUUCAGCAACUACUUCGGUCAGCCUUCCUACCAGUCCAAGGUUGUGAAUGCAUACGUCAAGGGAUUAAAUGGUAAAUUCGAUGGCUUGUACAACAAAUCUGGACGUGCCUACCCUGAUGUCGCGGCUCAAAGCAACCACGAUGCUAUUGUAUGGAACGGCACCGUACGCACUGUCGGCGGUACCUCCGCAUCUUCGCCAACUUUCGCCGCCGUCAUUGCCCUCGUCAACGAUGCCUUGAUCGCGGCUGGCAAGCCUUCGCUCGGCUUUCUCAACCCAUGGCUCUACAAAGGUGCAUACAAGGCGCUCACCGAUGUGACGAGCGGAAGCAGUAUCGGCUGCAACUCAACUGGUUUCCCUGCCGCUGUUGGAUGGGAUCCAGUGACUGGUUUCGGAACACCAAACUUCGACAAAUUGGUCAAAGAAGCCUUCAAAAAGAAGCAGCCGUCCAGCUAUGGUCCUCCUAGCUACAGCCCACCUGACUAUGGUUCAAAGGGCUACUGA